Alosa alosa (allis shad) is the source of this 2045-nucleotide messenger RNA. It is a transcript of the gene ciao3, whose product is annotated as nuclear prelamin A recognition factor-like. Bases 27 to 1460 code for a protein of 477 amino acids. The transcript is spliced from 11 exons. Lineage: Eukaryota; Metazoa; Chordata; Actinopteri; Clupeiformes; Clupeidae. Gene Ontology annotation, molecular function: 4 iron, 4 sulfur cluster binding. The record is from RefSeq and is a predicted model, not a curated record. Gene Ontology annotation, biological process: iron-sulfur cluster assembly. Gene Ontology annotation, cellular component: cytosolic [4Fe-4S] assembly targeting complex.
GUGGCUUUACGGCACAUUGAUCCAACAUGGCUUCACACUUCAGUGGUGUUUUACAGUUAACGGAUCUAGAUGAUUUCAUCACUCCGUCACAGGAAUGUGUGAAGCCAAUCAAAGUAGAGAAGAAACAGGGUCGCUCAUUGGCGAAAAUACAAAUUGAAGAUGACGGGAGUUAUUUUCAAGUUAAUCAGGAUGGAGGAAUGCAGAAGCUGGAGAAGGCCAAGAUCACCCUGAACGACUGCUUGGCAUGCAGUGGGUGCAUCACUUCUGCUGAGAGUGUCCUGAUCACGCAGCAGAGCCAUGAGGAGCUGUUCAGAGUGCUUCGCCAGAACAAGCAACGGAGUGUCGCUGAGCAGCAGGUGGUGGUGGUGUCCGUCUCGCCUCAGUCGAGAGCCUCGCUGGCCGCCCGCUUUGGCCUGAGCAGCAGCGAUGCCGGCAGGAGGCUCACAUCCUUCUUUAAAAGCCAUGGUGUUCACUAUGUGUUUGACACCAGCUUCAGCCGCAACUUCAGCCUGUUGGAGAGCCAGAGGGAGUUUCUCCAGCGUUUCCGGAGGAAGGAGGAGGACAAGAAAGCAUUGCCCAUGCUAGCCUCUGCUUGCCCAGGUUGGAUUUGUUAUGCUGAAAAGACUCAUGGUGAGUUCAUCCUACCAUACAUUAGUACAACCCGUUCCCCACAGCAGAUGAUGGGCUCCCUGGUGAAGAAUUACUUUGCUGAGCAAAAGGGCUUGUCUCCUCAGAAGAUCUACCAUGUUACUGUGAUGCCCUGUUACGACAAAAAACUUGAGGCCUCCAGACCAGAUUUCUACUUGAAUGAAUCGGAGACCAGAGAGGUGGACUGCGUCAUCACUUCAGGUGAAGUUCUGAAGAUGUUGGAGGAGGAGGGUGUCUCUCUGAAUGAUGUUGAAGCUGCACCCUUAGACCCUAUGUUCAACCAUGUGUGUGGAGAGGAAUUUUUGGCCCAUGCUGGCAGUGGCUCAGGGGGAUACCUGCACCAUAUCUACACCCAUGCUGCCAAAGAGCUGUUUGGGGAGGAAGUGAAGGAGCUCACCUAUAGAACUCUCAAGAACAAAGACUUCCAAGAAAUUACCCUUGAGAAAGAUGGCGUCGUCUUACUGCGCUUUGCGGCCACCUAUGGCUUCCGGAACAUUCAAAACCUUGUACAGAAACUGAAGAGGGCAAAGUCACCCUAUCAUUUUGUGGAGGUCAUGGCAUGUCCAUCAGGCUGUCUGAACGGCGGAGGGCAGCUGAAGCCCCAGGGAGAGCAGUCCAAUAAGGACCUGCUGCAGCAGGUGGAGACGCUGUACCAGGCCGAGCGCAGCACCGCGCCCGACGGGGACGCCCGCGUCAGCCAGCUCUACCACACCUGGCUGCAGACCGUCGGCGAAGAGCGGGCUCGCCAGCUGCUCCAUACCCAGUACCACGCUGUGGAGAAGGCCUCCAGCGGCCUCACCAUGAAGUGGUGAGUGAGGACCCGACACGGGAGGACUCAAACUCCUCGGGUUAUGACCACAAGCCGCUGGGCUUCUAAGCGCACAAAAGCGAGUCAUGCCACUGCAAGGACAGAGGGAGGGAAAAGGAGUGAAUGAGGGUGUUUGUGUAGAGUAAGGUCAUCUUUCAUAUCUCUCUAACAUGAUCAAAGCAGUUGCCUUCUUUCUUUGUAACCUUGCCAAUAAUGUAGCUGCAGAGUAGAGUGUCCAUUAUUGCUUUGUGUAAAUAAGCCACUGAAGCCACGGCAAUAGCAUUUCCAGUUUGUUUGAAGAGGAACUGUUAAGAUGUGAACUAUAAUGCUAACAAGUAUUUGUCUUGCACUAAAAAGCAGUUAAAUGCACUGUGGCCUUUUGUUGACAUCGUGUCCAAAUGAUUUUUGGGGCCUGAUUACCUAAAGUGUAAUAAUAUAUUUAUCCUUAGCUGAUUCAUCAGUAGUGCACACUGCAUAUUUAUGUUUGUUAAGACAAACAGUAUUUUUUUAUUACAUCUAUGAAUCUACCAUCGCAUGUAUAUAAUCAUUCCUGCCGUAUUUUCAACAUGAUAUUAUUCUAUAUAAAUAU